AUGACAAAGACCUACAGCAAACCCACGGAGAUGACACUGAGGAACUUCCUGGAGGAGAGCGCGAGUUCGCAGGACGAAACGAGACAGGGAGACACGCUGGACAGUCUGAGCAAAGGUGAGGAGGAGGAAGGAGAACAAGAGGAGGAAGGAAGCGACAAGGGAGAGUACGAGGUGGGGGGGGAGGAGGAGGAGGAAGAGGAGGAGGAGGAGGAGGAGGAUGGGCCCAAGCCCACGAGGCGAGGUCCUAAGAAGAGGAAGGUGACCAAGGCGAGGGUGGAGAGGUUCAAAGCGCGGAGACUGAAAGCCAACGCGAGAGAACGGAGCCGGAUGCACGGACUCAAUGCAGCACUGGACAACUUGCGGAAAGUCAUGCCCUGUUACUCCAAAACCCAGAAGCUGUCCAAGAUUGAGACGCUGAGGCUCGCCAGCAAUUACAUCUGGACUCUCUCGGAGAUCCUCCAGACUGGGAAAAGCCCCGAGUCCAAAGCCUUCGUCCAGAUGCUCUGCAAAGGCCUAUCUCAACCCACCACCAAUUUGGUCGCAGGUUGCCUGCAGAUCAAUCCCCAAGCCUUUAUGCUGGAGAGACCAGAAGAGGAGGGGUCUGAGCCUUGCGAGGCCAUUGGCUCCGUUAAUUCCUUCGACUACCCCACCCCAGGACUCCCCAGCCCAGUCUACGGCAGCCUGGACCCAUCUCAUUUCCUGCACGCCAAGCCUCACAGCUAUAGACCGUUGGUGGAACCUUUAUUCGAGGCCCGAUCGGCAGAUUGUCCCAGCUCACCCCACCCUCCAGCAACGCCAACGUACAAGGACGCCUUGAGUCCAGCUCUGAGCAUCAGUGGGAACUUCUCCCUGAAGCAGGAGGCCAGGGCUGGGGAGAUGGAUAAACCCUACGGCCUCGGGUCUCACUAUCCCUCGGCCACCCUCCACGGACCCCAAGGUCAAGGCCCUGUGUUCCCCGCGGGAAUCAACCGAUACCAGAUCCACUCGGAAAACUUGGUGACUUCCUUUGACCCGUACCCCCCUCACCCUCACCCCCAUCCCCACCCUCACCCCCACCAUCUGCUGAGCUCACAGCUCAACACCGUGUUCCACACAUGA
This is a messenger RNA of Callorhinchus milii (elephant shark), 1098 nucleotides long. Its product is annotated as neurogenic differentiation factor 4-like. The transcript has a single exon. The coding region runs from base 1 to 1098 and encodes 365 amino acids. Lineage: Eukaryota; Metazoa; Chordata; Chondrichthyes; Chimaeriformes; Callorhinchidae. Gene Ontology annotation, molecular function: protein dimerization activity. The record is from RefSeq and is a predicted model, not a curated record.